UUCGAGUCCGCUCGGCGACAAACGGAGCCGCGUGACGAGUCCGGUGUGCGUUUCUCGCGGCUAUGGCAUCCUCUUUACAUAAUUAUCGGUGGAUUAUCGCGUGGCGGAUAAUCGAACGAGACGAUAUUAAGCGCGCGUCGUCGGCUGGCUGCGCCGUCGAUCACGUUCGAUCGGCGCAAUCGUCCGUACGCCGAUCCGGAACGAAGAUUUAUCGCUGUGCCGGAUCAUCGGCGAGCCGGUGCGCGCUCGAUCCAGCGUGUGACUUCGAUCGCCGCGUGUUUACUCGCGGAUGUGCGUGUUUACAUUUUUUCCCCGAGGGAUCGGCGAAGAGGUAUUUACGCCAACGAAAAUCAAUCCGAUCGACGGGACGCUCGCAUUCCGGCAUUCUUCAUCCGCGAUCCAUUCGCACCGGAACGGACAUCCCAGGGAUUCACCAUGAGCAAGCUGUGCUGUGUCGGCUACGCUCUGGCCGCGAGGAUCAUCGGCACCUAUACCAUGUGGAUGUUGGUUUAACGUUUUCGUGUCGCGUGUACCGAGCUUGCUUGUGUAAACGAUCGGGUUUGCUCCAACGGUUUUUGUUUGCGGAGCAAAGAUCGUUAAACGUGCGAUCGACCGUGCAGAAACAGGAGCAAGACAGUUGAAAAGGGAAUACGUUAACGAUGACGAGUCGAUCUCGAUACUCGUGAUGAACGUGCUGAUGAGCAACUAUUUCUCGCGGCUGACGGACAACAGUUUCUUCGAAUCGGUGGAACACUGGACGGUGCUGGGCUUGAACUGGAUGAGGAUACUGAGGGACACGCAGAUGGAAAGGAAAGCGGAAGCGGCGGUGGUGUUUCUCCUCGUGUACACGGCAUCGACGUUAAUGGCCAGCGCGUAUCUCGCAGUGGGAUCGAUCUCCAGGAGACCCAAGUGCGCCGUGCCUUGGAUGUAUUUGCAAAUGAUUAGCAUAAUAGAUCAGUCCGUGGCGCUGACUAUUCAUCUGACGCACGGGCCCCAGUACGAUGUUUACGAUAAAUCAAUAUGGUACAUUCCAGUGUCCAGCGUCUAUCUACUGUUCAGCGCGUACAUCUGGAUGGUGGUGCAGGUGGCCAGGAAGGAGUGGUCCGACGAGGAGCGGGGUUGCAACGAUAUCGAUAUGGGGGAGGCGAUGUCGCCGACGCAGAUGAACAACGGCGAGCCGAAGACGCCGUCGUUCCUCUCGCAGAACUUCGCGAUGUUCAAUUCGCCGCAGCCGUCUUCGAUUCUGCCCAAGUAGAGGGUGAAACAGUGGAACACGUGAUUACGGAGACAAACUUGGCCGCGUCGGCAGGUUUAUUUUCGCCGAGAAGGCCGAGAAUAAACGAAUCGCGACCGUAAUUGCUUAAGCAAACUUUCCGCGCGCGCGUGAUUUAGAUGUCCUCGAUAUUAGCGUAUUUAUUUAUAGUCUAUCGACGUUCGGUCUACCCGCUUCAGCUAACGAUCGGCUGAUCAAACGCAGGCGUUCGGUCGCGGGUACGCUCUCCAGCGGGCAACGGGACCCUGUUCCUGAAAAAGAUUCGAACCUUAAAUCCGCGUAAUAACCAUUGAUCACCAGCCGGCUAAUGGAACGUGCGCCGAGACCCCGGGGCCGGGCCACCAGAACACGAUGAAUCUCGGCCCCGGUUACGGGGAAAAUGUACAAUAACGCGGGCAAACUCGAUAAAUCAGGCCGGGGAUGCGACUAAUAGAGUGUAUCAAAUGCGCCCGCGGCGGAGCGCGGCUGCAUAGAAAAUAUGAGAAAUGGCCGCGUUUUACGUCGAAAUACUUUUAAACUUCUGGGAUUCGAAUCGCGCGCGAGCAUAUUCCCUACAGGAGGUCCGCCGUCUCCUAGAUGGAGGUCGAUUUGUCCGAGAAUGGUCGGAACUUUUCGCGGAACUCUCGAGAAUAAUGAUCUAGAGCACAAUGCUCUGAUAGGAAAAAACCCCUGGCCGCGAUUUAUUUCGGCUGUUCCCACCGCGAUCGUUUCUCGAGGAAUACCGGGGAACGCUCGUCUUGUCACGGCAGUCUCGUAUUUUCGAAAAUACGGUCGAGACAACAGUGGCUUUCUGUUAGCCUCAUCGAAUAUGUUCUUAGCUGAUAAUGCUACGAUCUCGCGUAUCCCUUGUUCGACUGGUCCGAACGUACCACGCGAAACGCCAGACUCGUAAGCGCGAAGCGUCGCCAUGUUGCCGAUAAACCAGAUUUCACGACUACGUAUAUAAAUUUGACGCUCGCAAAAAGUUCCUGUAAGCUCUCCGCUGAACGAUACGGCUGUGAACAUGAAGGACAGACACGGGGGGUACGCGACGUGGUUGGUUGGCGGUGCUUUUAAAAAGAACUGAGCGAGCCAAUUUGUAGGCUGUCGCAAACUUUUAAAACACUAGUUGACAGCCGCCCCGCCUCCCCCGUAGCCGGUGCACCCUCUCGACGCUCGUCCAACCGUCCUGAAGGAUUCCAACCUCCAUCGAACCGUCUCUCUCUCGUCCUGCGACUGGAGCACCAGUCGACGACGACGACGACGACGACGACGACGACGACGGAAACUCACCCCACCGUGUCGUGGAAGCCGAUGGAUUGUAAAAUAAAACUAACUUGGCUCUUUCGUGGCUUGAGGACGGAGUACCGGCGAAAUCUUAUUCCCUCGGGUCUCUUUUAUUUUCGCGUACCCCUUUUUUUCCAACCAUCCGGACGCAAUCAUGAAAAAGAGCUUCGCGGAGGGCAGAUACGGGACUCGAGAAAAAGUGAGACAGAGUGAGAGAGAAAGAGAGAAUGAGAGAAAUAGUGCAACUGGAAAGCCUUCGAUUCGAGUCGCGACUCGUCGAAAAUUGUAUUCGAGGUUGUUACAUUUUUAAAUCAUCCCCGUGUACGCGAAUCAAUCGAUCGCUCCUCGAAUAAACGGAAGUUCAGAGGCGAGCCGUUUUCAUUCCCGUUUCAAUUCCCAGGGAAAAGGGGACCAUUCACGAUUUUUCCCCGAUGGCUAAACUACUUUUACGUGUAUACGACGGCUAAGGAGAAGGGUAGUCGCACGCAUGGCCCACAUAAAACGUCGCGCGGCGUAAUUAAUCUUCUUGUAUGACACUUUGGCUGGUUACAGGGCAAAGCUUGCCAGCAGCCGGAACACAACAUCCCACUUAAGCUACGACGCCCAGAAAACAAUUAAUACGAAAUUGAUUAAUAAUUAUUGCGUCCCAAUUUCGGCGCCCCUUGUCGCCCGGUCUGCCGCAAGUCACGUAACCGUGAAAAAAGAAAUUCUCUCGCGCCGGAUUCGUCGAUCAUCCCUUACCGAAAUGCGCGAUCGAUGCGGCGUGAGAGUCAUUCCUAAAGAAUCGUUGUUCCACUCGAAGUGUUCUCCUCUGUUCGAUGAAACGUGUAUCGGGCGUUCCUCUAAACAACGUCCAAGUAGAUUCAGCUUGCCAAUGCCCAGCCUUAGGAUACCAGGAUCUCGAAACAAAAUGAUAAUUCUACGGUUCCUUUAGAGUUUGUCUAACGAUUCGAUUAUAAGUUGAUCCUUAUAACAGUCACCUCUAUCGAAAUUUUACCAAAGUAAACUGAAUAAGAAUAAAUCCAUUCUCUCUUUAAUCUGUUCAUUUUUAUAGUAGUCACCUCAAUCGCAAUUUUAACAAACCGAACCGGAUAGAAAUCACUUUUUCAUUAGAGCCUGGACUACUUAGAACCUACCCCAGCACCCCAAAUAUUUAUCGUACCUAAAAUAUUUAGUAGCCUAUACUACUUAAGCUCUACCCUAGUGCCCGAAGAAAAUCGAAGCCCGAAUCGCCUGGCUCGAGCCGGUGGAUCGUCGUAGCAGCCGUUCCACUCCUUUUGUGACAUUUAUUUGUUCGCCUCUGAAAACGGACAGUCGAUUUGGCAUUACUUUUCCAGACAGACAGAUUUUAUUGAUCUGUCUCGUUCGCUCUUUCCCGAAGCGGCGGAAAGGGACAGCGAGGAACGGAUCGUCAGAGGGAGAGAGAGAGAACGAACGGCCACGGCGGAACUGAACGCCCCAUAAAGCUAACCAAUGCUAAUACUUCGGGUCUCCGCAGUGGCGUACUUUCGCGAGCGCGUGCCCCACGGGACGUCCGCUCGCCCACGCCACGCGAAAAUCCAGGCGGCGCCGCUGCCCUGGACCGGAAUCGGCAAUAAACGCGUAACCGAGCCUAAUUCGUAAUGUUGGCUCAGUCAUUGUGGCCCAUUGUGAAUUCACUUCCCCUCUUGUCCGGGGGCUGCGAGUACAAUGCCGGAGUUAUCGCAGGAAACUGCCAGUAACGACUCUAAGAGGCGCAUACUCUUCCGAAUACGCUCGAUUCGUUUAUCCCCCAUUCCUUCCAUCCGCGUCCCCGUUCAAUACCUCAUCCUCUCUCGUGUGAAAAACACGGAUCGAUUGGUUUCCGAAGCUUCGAAGCCACACGAAACGAAUAAAACAGUUGAUUAAAGGGUUGUCUCCUCGUUUCGCUACCCUUUAACGUAUCGUCGACGAAGGAUUCUUUACAAGUAACCUAGUCGAACUGAAGUCCCCAUAAACAUGGAAGAUGUUUUGGACUAUAAUAGCAAUAAUAAACAUCGAUGAUCUUGUAUUUUCUAUUAAUUAACUAUAAAGAGGAUCAGAGAAAGAGAACAAUUUUUCCCGCCUUUCCGCCGUUGGCAGGCCAAUGACCAUUCUCAGCCGAGGGACGAAUACAAGCAGGAGAAAUCGCAUUACUUUCAAAUUUCUCCGUCGCGAACGGGGGUGUGGCACGUGCUCCCGCUUUUUUCCCCCGUUUCUCCAAGGAGAGACGGAUGGACAGUGGGAGCCGAGAAAGUAGAUUCGUGAACUAGACAGCCGAUCGGGCACAAUAGCUGCGUUUAAUACUACAUUAAACACGCUGCGCACCGAUCGACCCAGCGACCACCGUGACAAAGUUCCCCGGACAAUGGCCGGCGAUCGGUGUAUUAGAGGCCGAGGGACGAAAACAUCGGCUGCACGUGCGUCGAAUUUCAGCGUCCGGCCUUGUAAACUUCUUUUCCCGCGGCGCGCGGGUUUCAACUUCGAUCCGGCACCAUUGAAAUCAAUUUGAAAACCGCAUGAUCGAUGCACGCGAGACAGGAUCGGCAGCCGAGUUUCACUCCGGCGUCGUUACGGGCUGCUACGCGAUAUUUCAUGUCAAAUUGGUAUCGCCGUUGCUAGAUUAGGCGUAUCGUUAUCCUCAGGAGAAAAAAGGAACGAGUGGAAACGCGGCUCCUUUCGAUCGACUUCCGGCGAGCGUUCCACGCGGUAGCGCGCUCGUGCGUGCCUGUGUGUGUGUGCGUCGACUGCGCGAAGCAAUCGAGCGUUGCCUCGUUAUCGUGCCCGGCGUAAUUGAUAAUCGGUAAUUGUCGGCAAUCGACCGAGAGAUAUGUGGCUUCGAUAUACGACUCUCACCUUCGUGGGCUGCUAAUCCAUCGAAUAGAGUACAGACAAUCUGCGGAGGCUGAGCGAUUCGAAUCUAGGCCUGAAUGAGAAUGCUGUUUAAAAGACAUCGAUCUAGAUCGGUAACGAACAACUUUUGUUUUAUACUGGACUAAAAUUCAAUACCUAAUAUUCCAUUCCGAAGCCACUAUUUUCAUGAAAUUGCCAAUGUACAAGUAGAUUCACGAGCCCGGCAGGGUUAACAACUUAAUAUUUAAAUACUUAACUAUAAUAACUUUCCGAUAAUUAAGUUAAUUUGCAAUCAAUCCAAUAUUUUAAUUGCGAUAAUCGUAACGACUGUGAUGAAGGCAACACGCUUUGUAUUCCUCUAUUAGCUUCGAUUGCAUAGGCUCCGACUUGAAGUGUCAACAGAUUUGUAUACUAA
Molecule: messenger RNA, 5804 nt
Organism: Nomia melanderi (Alkali bee)
Lineage: Eukaryota; Metazoa; Arthropoda; Insecta; Hymenoptera; Halictidae
Source: RefSeq, a predicted model, not a curated record